AUGACUGUGGAGUCCCGCUACCUAAGAGAUUUCCAGAGGCAUAAACCGCCUUCCUUUGACGGAGGCAAGGUGGAUCCCAUCGCCGCUGAGAAUUGGCUAGAGGCCAUUGAAACGGUCUUUCAUUUUAUGAACUGCCUGCAAAAGUAUCAAGUCCAUUGUGGGACGCAUAUGCUGAACGGAGAGGCGCACUUCUGGUGGAAGGGUGCUCAGAAGACCAUUAUACCACAAGGAGAGUUUAUUACCUGGUGCCAGUUUAAAGAUGCUUAUCUCCACAAAUAUUACCCAAUCACUGCCAGAGUGAAAAUGCAGACAUCAUUCCUCGAACGGAAACAGGGAGACAGGUCAGUGGAGGAAUAUGACUUACCGUUCAAUAGGCUGGUAAAGUUUUCUCAAGCCUAUGUUAGUUCUUAUGAGUUGAAGGUCGAACAAUUUAUUGCUGGCCUGAGGGACGGACUGAAGGAGAAUGUGGCAUCCCAGUCAUCCUUCGUCAAUGCGAAAGCCCUUCAUGUGGCGACCCUGCUCGACGCGUCCCGCACUGACAAGCUACAGUUAGGAACAGCACAAUCAUCCCACACUGCAGCCAAGGGAAAGGGGACAGAUCGUAGCCACCCCAGAACUGGUAGACUGCCCCGUGGCCGCACUUAUAAAUGA
Cucurbita pepo subsp. pepo (vegetable marrow) is the source of this 651-nucleotide messenger RNA. RefSeq lists its product as uncharacterized. The record is from RefSeq and is a predicted model, not a curated record. NCBI's taxonomy places the organism in Eukaryota, Viridiplantae, Streptophyta, Magnoliopsida, Cucurbitales, Cucurbitaceae.